AUGCCUUCCCAGAACCCACAUAGUAGAGCUGGAACACCUUCCCAGAACCCACACAGUAGAACUAGAGCACCUUCCCAGAACCCACACAGUAGAGCUAGAACACCUUCCCAGAACCCACAUAGUAGAGCUAGAACGCCUUCCCAGAAUCGACAUUCUAGAACACCUUCCCAGAACCCACACAGUAGAGCAGGAACACCUUUCCAGAAUCCAAAUAGGAGAGCUAGAACACCUUCCCAGAACCGAAAUAGUAGAGCUAGAACACCUUCCCAGAACCGAAAUAGUAGAGCUAGAACACCUUCCCAGAACCGAAAUAGUAGAGCUAGAACACCUUCCCAGAACCCACAUAGUAGAGCUAGAAUGACUUCCCAGAACCCACACAUGUUCUCUUGUGCUCCAAUCAGUGGUGUGAUCAAGAAAGACCAUGCCCAGGGGUAA
Otolemur garnettii (small-eared galago) is the source of this 435-nucleotide messenger RNA. Its product is annotated as translation initiation factor IF-2-like. NCBI's taxonomy places the organism in Eukaryota, Metazoa, Chordata, Mammalia, Primates, Galagidae. The record is from RefSeq and is a predicted model, not a curated record. Bases 1 to 435 code for a protein of 144 amino acids. The transcript has 3 exons.